AUGACGCCAGCAGCGCGCGCCCACGCCCGCCUCCCCACCCUGCGGCUCCUCUUUCCAUUGGUCGGCGGGUGGACGAAGCAGGCCUCGUCCAAUGGGAGGGGCCCGCUCGCGAAGGCGGGACCGGCGUUUCCGCGGCGCGCAGCUUGGACGGAAGCCGGCUCGGCGGGCGCAGCGCUGGCUCGCAGUAUGGCAAAGCAGAAGAGAAAAAUCACUGAAGUGGCAGAGAAAAAGAACAAAAAAUUGAAGAAGGCAUCAGUGAAAGAGCUGCUGCUCGCACCUGACACCACGUCACCUAGAAAGGAAGUGUGCCCGGAGGCUUGCAAAGAUGUCGCGGACCCACACCUGCUCCAGAGACGAGCCGCGAGCAGGGAGGUGCAGGAGACAGGCCCGGGGCUGUCCCCAGAGGAGCAGAGGGCCCUAGAGAGGAAGCUGAAGAAAGAGCGGAAGAAAGAAGAGAAGAAGCGCCUGCGGGAUGCGGCCCUGUGCACAGCCCAGCAUGUUCCCUCAGGGGCCCCGAAGCCCGGUGGGGCACAGCUGGCCCUGGACUACCUGCACAGCUGGGCCCAAAAACACGAGAACUGGAAGUUCCAGAAGACCCGGCAGACGUGGCUCCUGCUGCACAUGUACGACAGCGACAAGGUCCCUGCUGAGCAGUUCCCCACCCUGCUGGCCUACCUGGAGGGGCUGCAGGGCAGGGCCCGUGAGCUGACCGUGCAGAAGGCCGAGGCCCUGAUGCGGGAGCUGGAUGAGGCCGGGGCUGGCAGCCCAGACACCCUCCUGGCGGAGAAGACACAGCGUGUGCGGCAGGUGCUGCAGCUCCUCUCCUAGCGGGCGGAGGGAGGGCUCCGGGACCCUCGGUGCAGCCUGGCCGCUGCCCAGCAGUGGGGGCCACGGAGCUGGGUUUGGGGCUUCGGUUCUUCCCGAGACUCCUCGGCCCCUCCUUGGCCAGAGGUUAUCUUCAUAGACGACGACAUGCUCCAGGGCAGACGCUCCGUCAUGUUUCUGUCGUUGGAUCCUCCUGCCUGGAGGACUCCGUUUAACCGGUCUGAGCUGCCCUCAGGUGGAAACUCGGACGGAACAACCAGAAUAAACUGGACAUGCCCCCGGUCUUAGGGAGGCCCUCGA
Messenger RNA from Choloepus didactylus (southern two-toed sloth), 1125 nucleotides. RefSeq names its product chromosome 21 C7orf50 homolog (gene CHLSN). Bases 1 to 828 code for a protein of 275 amino acids. Lineage: Eukaryota; Metazoa; Chordata; Mammalia; Pilosa; Megalonychidae. The record is from RefSeq and is a predicted model, not a curated record. The transcript is spliced from 6 exons.